UUGAUUUUUCAUUUGCUGUGUUCUGACUGGGUCUUCCUGAAACGCAAAACACGUAUGCAUAUUGCAAGUCUCAGACCUCACUUAGCUUUGCUUAUUUACCAGUGGUCAUUGGCGUGGACUAGUAGACGCUAGCUAUAGAGCCUGUGACUUGUGAGUUGAGUUGCGAUUUUGCUUAUUUACCUAACCCAACCCCUACACACACUAAUCACUCAGCACACACUCUCUCAAAGUGAAGAAAGAAUGGCAGAUCCAGUGGAUGAGAGUUUGGGUUUAGGAUCGGAGGGUUUGGACUCCGGCACCACCAUUAAGCCCGAUGACUUGUGCAUGGAAAUCGAUCCGCCAUUUCAGGAAAACGUUGCAACGGCCGAGGAUUGGCGUAAAGCUCUCAACAAGGUCGUUCCCGCCGUCGUCGUCCUCCGAACCACUGCUACUCGCUCCUUCGACACCGAGGCCGCCGGCGCCAGCUACGCCACCGGCUUCAUCGUCGACAAGAAACGCGGUAUUAUUCUCACCAAUCGCCACGUCGUCAAGCCAGGACCUGUGGUUGCAGAAGCCAUGUUUUUGAAUCGUGAAGAGGUUCCGGUGCAUCCGAUAUACAGAGAUCCAGUACAUGACUUUGGGUUCUUCUGUUAUGAUCCUAGUGCUGUACAGUUUCUGAGCUAUGAGGAGAUACCUCUUGCUCCCGAGGCUGCUUGUGUUGGACUAGAAAUCAGAGUUGUUGGUAAUGAUAGUGGUGAGAAGGUUUCCAUUUUGGCUGGUACCCUUGCUCGUUUGGAUAGGGAUGCUCCUCACUAUAAGAAGGAUGGGUAUAAUGACUUCAACACAUUCUAUAUGCAAGCAGCAUCUGGAACCAAAGGAGGAUCAAGUGGUUCCCCAGUUAUAGAUUGGCAAGGUAGGGCAGUGGCCUUGAAUGCUGGGAGCAAGUCAUCAAGCGCAUCAGCAUUCUUUUUACCUCUAGAACGAGUUGUGAGGGCAUUAAGGUUUCUUCAAAUGGACAGUGAAACUUAUGUUGAUAAAUGGAAGGCAGUUUCUAUAACUCGUGGUACACUUCAGGUGACAUUUCUCCAUAAAGGAUUUGACGAGACUCGUCGGCUUGGCCUCAGAAGUGAGACAGAGCAGAUAGUACGGCAUGCUUCUCCAGCUGGUGAAACUGGAAUGCUUGUCGUAGACUCUGUGGUGCCAGGUGGUCCAGGUUAUAAACAUUUGGAACCUGGUGAUGUACUUGUUCGCGUCAAUGGGGAAGUCAUUACUCAGUUCCUGAAACUGGAGACUAUACUUGAUGAUAGUGUAAACAAGAAUAUUGAAUUACAAAUUGAAAGAGGCGGCACAUCCAAGAAUUUGACUUUGCUGGUGCAGGAUUUGCACUCAAUAACUCCCAAUUAUUUCUUAGAAGUUAGUGGGGCAGUAAUACAUCCUCUUUCUUAUCAGCAGGCUAGAAACUUCCGCUUCCAUUGUGGUCUUGUUUAUGUGACUGAACCAGGAUAUAUGCUUGUAAGAGCAGGCGUUCCUCGCCAUGCAAUAAUUAAGAAAUUUGCUGGUGAGGAAAUAUCUUGCCUUGAGGAAUUAAUAUCAGUUCUCUCUAAGCUAUCUAGGGGUGCUCGAGUACCAUUGGAGUAUAUAAGCUACAUGGAUCGUCAUCGAAGGAAGUCUGUGCUCGUGACGGUUGAUCGCCAUGAAUGGUAUGCACCUCCCCUGAUAUACACUCGUGAUGACAGUACUGGCCUCUGGAUUGCUAAGCCUGCCUGUCAGCCCAAUUCCCUUUUUCUAUCAUCUUGUCCCAAAGAUGUUGGAAAUCUGGCCAGACAGCCUGAUUCACUAACUGGUGAGCAUGCUUGUGCGGAACAUGUGAGUGAAGGUAACAAUCAAGAGUUGGUUAAUGGUGUCACUAGCAUGGAAACCAAUUAUGAAGAUCCUUCAGAGUAUGCAUCUCACCACAAUGCAUUUGAUGGCGUGGUGAAAAAACGAAGAGUGGAGGAAGCUUUAUCAGCUGAUGGAAGUGUUGUUGCUGAUUUUUCCUUAAAUGAAACCAGGGAAACUAAGCUUGAAAAAUCAGGUGUUAUACAGGAUGAUGAGUUAAUGGACUAUCAAGGAGCAACUGCUGCCACAGCAAAUGCAUCAGUUUCUGAGCGUGUGAUCGAGCCUACUCUUGUGAUGUUUGAGGUUCAUGUUCCUCCAUCUUGUAUGCUUGAUGGCGUUCAUUCACAGCACUUUUUUGGAACUGGUGUCAUAAUAUAUCACUCUCAAGAUAUGGGAUUAGUUGCAGUUGACAAGAAUACAGUUGCAAUAUCUUCCUCUGAUGUGAUGCUAUCCUUCGCUGCUUUCCCAGUUGAAAUUCCAGGAGAGGUGGUAUUUCUCCAUCCUGUCCAUAAUUAUGCUCUCAUAUCAUAUGAUCCCUCUGCUUUGGGACUUGUUGGCGCCUCAGUGGUUCGCGCUGCAGAGUUACUUCCAGAGCCGGCAUUACGUCGAGGGGAUUCUGUUUACCUUGUGGGGUUGAGUAGAAGCCUUCAAGCAACUUCUAGGAAAUCAGUUGUUACCAAUCCUUGCGCUGCAUUAAAUAUAGGAUCUGCUGAUUCCCCACGUUACAGAGCAACCAACAUGGAAGUAAUUGAGCUGGAUACUGAUUUUGGUAGUACAUUUUCGGGUGUGCUAACAGACGAACAAGGAAGGGUCCAAGCUAUAUGGGGAAGCUUCUCUACUCAGCUGAAAUUUGGUUGCACUUCAUCAGAAGAUCAUCAAUUUGUGAGGGGUAUUCCAAUUUAUGCAAUAAGUCAGGUCCUUGACAAGAUUGUAUCUGGUGCAAAUGGGCCACCUCUUCUCAUUAAUGGUGUGAAAAGGCCUAUGCCACUUGUUAGAAUUUUAGAGGUUGAACUUUAUCCAACAUUGCUUUCAAAGGCUCGGAGUUUUGGAUUAAGUGAUGAUUGGAUUCAGGCGCUUGUUAAGAAAGACCCAAUAAGACGACAGGUUUUACGUGUUAAAGGUUGUUUGGCUGGAUCAAAGGCUGAGAAUCUUUUAGAACAAGGGGACAUGGUUUUAGCAAUCAAUAAAGAACCAGUCACAUGCUUCCAUGACAUUGAAAAUGCUUGCCAAGCUUUAGACAAAUCUUCUACCAAUGAUGGGAAGCUUCACCUGACUAUUUUUCGGCAGGGACGAGAGGUUGAACUUUUUGUGGGAUCAGAUGUUAGGGAUGGAAAUGGCACAACUCGUGCAAUUAAUUGGUGUGGUUGUAUUGUUCAAGAUCCACAUCCAGCAGUACGUGCUCUUGGAUUUCUCCCUGAAGAAGGUCAUGGUGUAUAUGUGGCAAGGUGGUGUCAUGGGAGUCCUGUACAUAGAUAUGGUCUAUAUGCUCUUCAGUGGAUAGUUGAAAUUAAUGGUAAACCAACUCCAAAUCUAGAUUCUUUCGCUGAUGUGACAAAGGAACUAGAGCAUGGAGAGUUUGUUCGUGUAAAGACAAUUCACCUCAAUGGGAAGCCACGAGUCCUAACAUUGAAGCAAGAUUUGCAUUAUUGGCCUACAUGGGAAUUGAGAUUUGAUCCAGACACUGCAAUUUGGCAUCGUAAUAUAAUCAAGGCAUUGAACUGCAGUGCUGUAUGAAUGAGUAGAGUAUAUUAUUGUUAUGCAUGCAGCUGCACUGGAGCAUCAAAAUCUUGAAGACUUCUUCCAGGUUCAGACCUGGGAUUUAGCAGUGCAGCCUUGUUGCAGAUUUGAUGCUCUUCGGCCUAUGAUAUUCUAUUGCAUUGUCAUGAUUGACUAUUAUUAUGAGGCAUCCGAUUCAGGGAGGCAAUGAGUUAUUUCGAUUAUGUGCCGCUGUAUUUAACCUGUAGGUUACUUGAUAUUAUAUACUGGAAAGCUUGGAUAAUGAAAUAAAAUAUGAAAAAUUAAUAUUUGUAAUUUUUUAUGUAUUAACAAUAAAAAGAACUUCCCUUUGGUUUUUUCUUUGGCAUGUCGAUAUUUUAUCAACCCCCUUCCCUGACAUCCU
Messenger RNA from Gastrolobium bilobum, 3976 nucleotides. RefSeq names its product protease Do-like 7. Bases 241 to 3591 code for a protein of 1116 amino acids. Gene Ontology annotation, molecular function: serine-type endopeptidase activity; protein binding. Lineage: Eukaryota; Viridiplantae; Streptophyta; Magnoliopsida; Fabales; Fabaceae. The transcript is spliced from 24 exons. The record is from RefSeq and is a predicted model, not a curated record. Gene Ontology annotation, biological process: proteolysis.